AGGAACGGCUCCUCACCGCGCUUUCUGCCGCUAUUUCUCUUUAAGAUUUGCUCAAGCAAGGUGGUAGGGACGUGUAUGUAUUAUUUUAGUGUGCCGAUAAAUUAACUAUGGCUACAGGAGAACCCAAAAGCAAGAAAAUCAAACUUGAGGAACAGACGAUCGGUAAAAAUUCUCUCUUUGGCAUGGGAAAUCCUCUACUGGACAUGUGUGUUGUGGUGGACAAGGAUUUUCUUGACAAGUAUGGGCUCAAGCCAAAUGACCAGAUUUUAGCAGAAGAAAAACACAAGGAAAUGUUUGAAGAAAUAGUCAAGAGGUUUAAAGUGGAGUACCAUGCUGGCGGUGCCACCCAGAACGCUGUGAAAAUUGCCCAGUGGAUGAUCCAGAAGCCCCACAAAGUGGGCACUUUCUUCGGUUGCAUCGGCAAAGACGAGUUUGGAAAGAUUCUGAAGCAGAAGGCAGAAGAGUGCCAUGUGGACGCCCAUUACUACGAGCAGAGCAAAGAACCGACAGGGACCUGUGCCGCCUGCAUCACUGGAGACAACAGGUCUCUUAUUGCCAAUCUGGGAGCUGCCAACUGCUAUAAGAAAGACAAACAUCUGGACCUGGAGGAGAACUGGAAGCUGGUAGAAAAAGCAAAAGUCUACUACAUUGCUGGUUUCUUCUUGACCGUGUCCUUGGAGUCGAUCCUGAAGGUGGCGAAGCACGCCUCGGAGAACAACAAGAUCUUCUGCAUGAACCUGUCAGCUCCCUUCAUCAGCGAGCACUUUAAAGAUUCCCUAAUGAAGGUCAUGCCUUACGUGGACAUCCUGUUCGGCAACGAGGCGGAGGCUGCCACGUUCGCGCGCGAGCAGGGCUUCGAGACAGAGGACAUUGAGGAGAUUGCCAAGAAGACCCAAAGUUUAGCCAAGGAGAAUAAGAAAAGGCAGAGAAUCGUGGUCUUUACCCAGGGCAAGGAGGGCACCGUAAUGGCCAAAGGCGAAAAGGUGGAAACGUUCCCCGUCAUAGAGAUUGACCAGAAAGAUAUUGUGGACACCAAUGGAGCUGGAGAUGCGUUUGUAGGAGGUUUCCUGUCUGAGCUGGUUCAGGAUAAGUCUCUAGAGCAGUGUAUCCGUGCUGGACACUAUGCUGCUAACGUCAUCAUUAGACACUCAGGCUGUACGUUUCCAGAGAAGCCUGACUUCCACUGAGAGACGAGUGAACUUUGCCACCCCAGUGUUAUGGGACUGAUGCCUUCCUCCCAGUGUUUAAUUGACUUUUUUUUCCCUUCUUCCUUUGAUCCUCGGUUCUCCCUUUCCCUUCUCGCAUUCAGACUUCUGUGCCUCUGCCUCACAGCAGCCAGUCCCAUAACAUGAUGUAAUCACAGACCUUUUACUUAAUACCAAUCUAAUGUUUACAAUAUAAGCAACAACCCAAUUCUAUAAACUGAAAAAAAAUGCUUUUACUGGUUUUUUUUUUUGUUGUUUUUUUUUUUGUUCCCUGCAUGUCAAACAUACACAUAAGUCACGUGCAGUGACAGUGACCAUUUUGUCUCUAUCUGAGCAGGACACAAAUUUUUUUAAACACC
Messenger RNA from Hemibagrus wyckioides, 1564 nucleotides. RefSeq names its product adenosine kinase a (gene adka). The record is from RefSeq and is a predicted model, not a curated record. Gene Ontology annotation, cellular component: nucleus; cytosol. The transcript is spliced from 11 exons. Gene Ontology annotation, molecular function: adenosine kinase activity. Gene Ontology annotation, biological process: purine ribonucleoside salvage. Lineage: Eukaryota; Metazoa; Chordata; Actinopteri; Siluriformes; Bagridae. Bases 108 to 1187 code for a protein of 359 amino acids.